UGGAACAUUGCAUACGCUGACUGAACAGUACACUACACCUGUUACGUGGGCGCUCGACAAAGGCAGUUCUUUUAAAAUGAAGCAAGUCAUCCUCGCUCUCGUAUCGCUCUGCUUCUUCGACCUCAUUGCGCCACAGUGCGAGAAAGAAAACAUGGCGCAGAUAAUUUCUGAAGCUGACGCUGAAUGUAAUGCAAAGUACAGACAGCAAUACGGACUGACUACUGGAAAACACACAGAUUUGGUUUCCGAUACGACAAGAUGCUGCAUGUUGACUUACGGCAAGGACUGCGUUCCCUUACGACUCAGAGAAAAACGAUGCGAUCAACUGAUCUUUACACAUUUUAAGGAAAUGAGGAGCAAGCAAAUAGUGGCGGAAUGUGCAUCCUUGAACUUCAACUGCCCUCUUGCAGCAACGUGCGAUUCCACAACAAUAUCCGAGGCCAACAUUGACUGCUAUAAAAGAUUUGAAACUGAACACGGCAUUUCCCGAAAACCAACUGAUCCAAUUGAGCCAAUUGGGAAUAUAACUUUACUCUGUAGUAUGUUAAAAUACAACAAGUAUUGCGUUCCUAAACUCCUAGAAGACAAAGGAUGCCACCCCGCUGCUGCUAUACAGGCUGCGAUGGAGAUAGAGACAAGAUUGCAAAAUUGUCCAACAUUCAACCCGAUAUUCGUCCCUCCACCACAGUGCACGCAAGGCUUACCCGACGCCAAAUCCAUUUGCGAGUACAGAUAUAAAAAGGAACAUGGAACCAUAGCUCCAAAGCGUCGUGCAGACCUGCAACCGAGAGAUUCCGGCCGAGACAAGGUGCACAAAAAACGUUGCUGUCUAUUGCAAUACAGCAAGGAUUGUGUUCCGAAGAUACUCCAGAAAGAGUACCUAUGUAGUGAUCCAGGUUUUCUUGAGAUGUUCUUCGAGCAAAUACGAACUGAGUGUGGAACAUCCAAGUGGAACUGUACAGGUGUCCCUGCACCACAGUGCGAUGACGAACAAUUAUCCAACGCGAUGAAAAUUUGCGAAUACAAAUAUGCGGAGGAGCACGGAACCCUAGCUCCAAAACGUCGUGCAGACUCACAACCUAGGGAUUUGAGCCCUGAUCAGGUGCACAAACUACAAUGCUGUCAAAUGGAAUACAACAAGGUUUGUGUUCCGCGAUUUCUGAAACAUUACGGAUGCACUGAUCCAGAUUUUAUUGAAAUGUUCCUCGAGCAAGUACGCGCUGAAUGUGGAACAUCCAAGUGGGACUGCUUGCAGUGCAAUCAAAAAACUAUAUCCGAUGCCGAAGAUGUGUGCUUAAGGAAGUACGAACAGGAACAUGGCAUUAUUUCUAGAAGCCUGAUGUCCGGCAAUGACAAACGACUCUGCUGCACGUUGGACUACAAGAAGAAUUGUGUUCCAGAACAAUUAAAAGCUAAAGGAUGUGGUGAACAACUUCUUCAGAAUUAUGUUGCAAAGAUACAGCGUGAAAUGACAAACCAAUGUCCAGCAUCGAACUCGAUCUGUACCGUUUGCCCUCAAGGAUUACUAGACAGUGCAAAGAGUACCUGCUACAGCAAUUACCAACAGGAUAAAACUGCCUCCCAACUGCAUUGUUGUGUUAUGGAAUACAGCAAGACUUGUGUUCCGGAACUACUCGCAAGACAAGGAUGCGAUGCGACGGUUCUUCUUCAACGGUUCUUCAAGGACAUCAACGCUGACUGUGGGACAUCGAAGCCAGUCUGCUUGGAGUGCAAUCAAAAAGCAAUAUCAGAUGCGGAAGAUGUGUGCUUGAGGAAAUACGAACAGGAACACGGCAUCAUUUCUAGAGGCCUGAUGUCCGGCAACGACAAACGACUGUGCUGCAUGUUGGACUACAAGAAGAAUUGUGUUCCAGACCAAUUAAAACCAAAAGGUUGUGGUGAACAACUUCUUCAAAAUUAUGUUGCACAGAUGCAGAGUGAAAUGAGAUACCAAUGUGCAGCAUCGAACUCGAUGUGUGCCAUCUGUCCUACAGGAUUACUAGACAGUGCAAAGAGUACGUGCAACAACAAUUAUCAGAAGUUGCAAGACGCAUCCAAACUGCAUUGUUGUGUUAUGGAAUACAGCAAGACUUGUGUUCCGGAAAUACUCGAAAGACAAAGAUGCGAUGAGACGUUUCUUCUUGAGCGGUUCUUCAAGGACAUCAACGCUGACUGUGGAACAUCGAAGCCAGUCUGCGACGUUGCAUCAAAGUGCCCUAACAAAACGUUAUCACCUGCGCAGACUGUCUGCGAAGAAAGCUUUAUAAAGGAACGCGGCCUCGUCCUUCCCCCCGAAUAUGUGAACAAAGAGGCGAACAAAUGGUACUGCUGUAUGAUGCAGUACAGCCAGAAUUGUCUUCAGGACACGCUGAAAAAAGAAGGAUGCGAUUCCGAAGACUUUUUGCAGGGGUUCACUCGGAAAGUUGAGACUCAAUGUGGAACGUCCAAGUCGUUCUGCUCUGCUGAGUGUAAUAAAAACACGUUAUCCCAUGCACAGUCUGCGUGCAACGAUAGAUAUAUGCAGAACCAUGUGCUGAAUCCUGAAAAACCGGAAGCAUUGAGCCCGAAUACGCAGAAACAUCACUGCUGUAUGAUGGAAUACAGCAAGACUUGUCUACCGGAACUACUCAAACAACAAGGAUGUGACGACACAGGUUUCGUUCAGCUCUUCAUCCAACAAACAUAUAAAAUAUAUAGACAAUGUGGAACAUUUAAAUUGGACUGCGUCCCUGUACCGAAGUGCGACCCAAAAACAGUACCCAAUGCCGAGAAUGAUUGCGCCACAAAAUACAAGCAGUUGUACGGCCUUACAACGCGAAAACCUGAUGAGAAGCAAAAGCCGGCAGGUCUGAGCCCCGAGAUUGACAAGCAGUGGUGCUGUUCCAUGGAAUACAGCAAGAAUUGCGUUACGGAAGUACUAAAGGACAAACGAUGCGGUGAUGAGAUCAGCGCAUCUUUUCUUGAGCAGAAAAAGAAGAUAAUGGCAAAUAUGUGUGGUACGUCGAAAUUGGACUGUGAAUUCGACAAAAGCAAGAGUGCUGGGUGCAUGAAGUAUCCAGCAUGGACUCUGGCAGCAGCCCUCAUUGUGGCUUCAGUGAUGAAGGUAGUGUGACGUCAGUUGUAGUGAAAAGGGGAUCUACUGGUUUCCAUUUCGCUUGUUCGGGCCAAUUGAUCACAAUAAAUAUGGUUGUGUGACCGA
Molecule: messenger RNA, 3199 nt
Organism: Ornithodoros turicata
Lineage: Eukaryota; Metazoa; Arthropoda; Arachnida; Ixodida; Argasidae
Exons: 23
Coding region: 77-3112 (1011 amino acids)
Source: RefSeq, a predicted model, not a curated record